Molecule: messenger RNA, 1164 nt
Organism: Coccomyxa subellipsoidea C-169
Lineage: Eukaryota; Viridiplantae; Chlorophyta; Trebouxiophyceae; Coccomyxaceae
Exons: 9
Coding region: 1-1164 (387 amino acids)
Source: RefSeq, a predicted model, not a curated record
AUGCACAGCCGCAAGCUGGCUCAGGGUGGCAUCAACCUGCCCCCCUUCCCCAGUGUUGGACAGACAGGACCCCAGGCGGCAGAUGAGCGUGUGGUUUGGCCGGGGUCUCAGGUCAGUGCAAUGUCCUGGAUGGAGUCGCUCUGGCCGCGGACACUGCAACAGCUGCAGCUGGAGCAAGUGCGGCAGCAGUGGCAGCAGGGGCCUGUGGCACAGGCGCUUAUGUGGCAGCUGCUGCAUCAGCGACGGCUGCUGCAGCUUCCUAUGAAUGCGCAAGCUGCAUCGAUCCUGGCCAGCGUUGGCGGGGGCAGCUGCGGCCCCACGAGCUCGCGCUUCUACGUUGAGUCAUCAGUCACCGCCAUCACGGCAAUCGCUGCUGCGUCGUCCGCCACCUCUGUUGCCCAAGCAUGCGGUGCAUCGGUGUCUGUGGCGGUGGCCGUCUCGGCGUCUUCGGCGGGGUCCCAGGCGACAGCGGCCGCAUCAGCCGCCACCUCUGCCGGCUCCAGCACUGCAGCCGCCGCAGCCACCGCGGCCGGCAAUGGCGCCUCCGCAGCCGCAUCGGCAAGUGCGUCUUCGAACUGCGGCGGAGCUGUGUCAGCGUCUGUGUCCGUCUCUGUCGCUGUCGCUGUGUCUGCCUCUACUGCGGUCAGCACCGGCAAGGCCACGGGCGGGCUGCCUGCUUCUGCGCCGCCAGUGUCUGCCGCCCCCGCUCCGCCUGUCCCAGGACUGCCCCCAGGGGUGGUGGAGUUGCACCCGGCGGCGGGCCCAUUGGCGGCUCGCCGCCCCCCGCAGGAUUUGGGGGGUCCCCACCACCGGCUGGGGGUGCUGCCACUCCGCCAGCACCAGGGGGAGGCCUUGUGGCCGGGGGACCCCCACCAGGUGCACCUGCACGCCCCGGGGGGUCCCCGCCCCCGGCAGGAGCCGGGGGAUCCCCCCCACCGGCGGGCGGCGGCGCCGUCAACCCGCCACCGCCAGGGGGAGGCCUCUUUGCAACGGGGGGGCCCCCACCGAGUGCAUCCGGCGGCACACCCCCUCCCCCACCAUCCGGCGGUGGUGCCGCCAGUCCCCCACCCGGUGCGCUGCGGCCUCUGGCUUGUGCUUCUUCCAUGGAAUUACUAUGCCUUUGCCGCCGGCAAUCCACCUCCUGGCGGCGCAGCCUUCCCCUGA